AUGCCUCGCGACGACAACAACGACGCCUACUACCAUCCCUCCUCCGUCCACUACCCGUCCCCGCCGUCCCGCUCGUCCUCGGACAGCUCAGCCAGCAUCCGCUCAACGCGUACUUCCAAGUCCUUGUCUCCAUCUCGCCGACCCACCAAGUCUCCAGUCACACCGCCCAAGACGCCCCCGCGCAUUCGCCGCCCGUCCAUCGCCGCCCUUCCCAAUCCCAUGAACUGGCUGGCCCGUUCAUCUUCGUCCAACUCGACUCCCCAGGCUGCGCCGUACGGGACCUCCGUCAAGCCGAUCCGCAUCUCCGAACCCAAGCUCAACAACUCCCUGGAGCUUUGGGCCGGUCCCAGGAGUGGCACGCUAGGUUCCGGCGCAACAGUCGUGCGCACACCCCAGGAGGCAUUGAUCGGUUCAUCAGCGAGGGUAUCGUAUGGAUCCCGCUCUAGCUCCGACGUGGACUCGCUGGGAAAGAAGAAGAGAGUGAAGAGCAGCGAGAGCAUCGACGAGUUGUACGAGAACGCAGAGGAGGCCAAGGAGAGCCCUGAACUCCCGUCUCCGCCAGAGAGCCCGCCACUUCCGCCUCUCCCGCUCUUCGCUGCCACCAAGUCGACGCCAGAACUUCCCCUUCGUUCUUCACCAGCCGCGUCAUCUACUUCACUUCCUCCUCCGCCACCCACUCGUCCACCCCCGUCCCCACCCACGCGUCCGGCGCUGAAGAAUUGUCGCACCUCGUCAUCUCCUCCCAACUCGGCUUACUUCCCUCCCGUUCCAGUCGUCCCCGCUCACCUCGCCACUCCCUCACCGCAACCGGCGUUUGAAGCCAUCCUCGUUUCCGCCGUGCCCUCCGCGGUGAUCGACCCCACGAAGGUUAUCGUGACGCUCGAAACGAACACAGUAACCUACCGCACGAGCUACAACACCUUAGUGUCCCAGUCCUCACACCUUGCUUCGUACCUAAAGUCUUUAAUGUCCAAGGGUGGAGAGGAAGAUGAGGAGGAUGACGGCCAGUCCAUGCGGUCGUUUGCGAGCGAGGCUGAGAGCUCGUUCAAUUCGAUAUUCCAUCAUCACCUGGCGUCCUCUGGGCUAUUAUCCCAGUCGACGUCGAAUAUCCAUGUAUUCCUGGAUAGACCCAGUGCAUCAUACGCCCACAUCCUGACCUACCUCCGAACGCCCACGGCCCUCCCGCGGUCCGUUCAGCUCUCCGGCUGCUCCUCCCGCACCGAGGCCUCCGCCCGUCUAGACGCGCUCCUCGACCUCCGCGACGAAGCCGCGUACCUCGGCCUCGACGACCUGCAGAAGCUCUGCACCGAGGAGAUCCGCUCAAAGUACACUCUCAGCCACGCCGGCUCACCCUCGCAUGCGCACACCCUCUCGGUCGCCGGGAGUGAUGUCCCGCCGAAGCAUCAGCGCGGCGGGAGCACGACUUCGCUGCACAGCAUGCAGACGCUGCGGGAGACGCCAAUGGAGGAAGAGGAGAUCGCGCCAAGAUCUCGCAGGGACCGCAGCGCGUCGCGAGAGCGGGUGGCAGAGUCUACCGCUACGACUGCGACGGUCCCUGGCUUGCGCGACCGACUGGCUCGGUCGACAAGCAGCAAUAGCGCUCUCUCGGAUGGACUGAAAAGUCCCGGGAUCAGCAUGUCUAUGCGGACGAGACCUGCUGCGAAUUGGAUUUAA
Messenger RNA from Gloeophyllum trabeum ATCC 11539, 1674 nucleotides. RefSeq lists its product as uncharacterized. The record is from RefSeq and is a predicted model, not a curated record. NCBI's taxonomy places the organism in Eukaryota, Fungi, Basidiomycota, Agaricomycetes, Gloeophyllales, Gloeophyllaceae. The transcript is spliced from 2 exons. Bases 1 to 1674 code for a protein of 557 amino acids.